Molecule: messenger RNA, 2476 nt
Organism: Bombus huntii
Lineage: Eukaryota; Metazoa; Arthropoda; Insecta; Hymenoptera; Apidae
Exons: 2
Coding region: 1241-2476 (411 amino acids)
Molecular function (GO): zinc ion binding; nucleic acid binding
Source: RefSeq, a predicted model, not a curated record
AGGCGUGACUUUCUAAGACUGACUCUUAUGAUUUUACUUUCGAUCGGAUCCGAUUACUUUCUUUUGUCAUCCCUCAACAUCCCCACCGUCCAUGCAUUUGCUAGGCGUCCGCGAUCGUUGCCACGUGCUCUUUCUUCUAGAACCUUCGGUGGAAGGACCGUUGGGAUGUUGAUGGUUCAUUAGGCACUUCAGCGAUAUACAUUGUCGCCGAGUGCCGCCACAUCUUUAUCUCUAUCGUCAGUCCGUCGGAUUUGAAGUAUGCCGGUCGUGACACCAGCACCAAUACCUUGGGCCUUGAUAUAUGUUGACAAGGACACACUUCUGAUUAACUUCCAGAAGAUUUUAGCCAUCACUCGUUAGUCCUUAAAAAUUUAUGAACAGAAGCAUAUUGCUACUACUAUGUACAGCGUGUUAAAAAAUUUAUUUGUCAAAAAAGUGGAACGCCAAAUUUCCUGAAUGUUGAAAUGGUUACCACUUCUAAGAAAAUUCUACAUCUGGUCUUUUUAGUUUUCUCAAGCACUGAAGCCAUUGACAGCGCGUAGACAAAAGACUGCGACGAAGUCAGGCCAUAAACAGUAGACAGGCGACGUUGGCUUCGGGGUUUUCAGUUAUUGGGUAAUGUCACGACCGGCAUACUUCAAAUCCGACGGACUGACGAUAGAGAUAAAGAUGUGGCGGUACUCGGCGACAAUGUAUAUCGCUGAAGUGCCUAAUGAACCAUCAACAUCCCAACGGUCCUUCCACCGAAGGUUCUAGAAGAAAGAGCACGUGGCAACGAUCGCGGACGCCUAGCAAAUGCAUGGACGGUGGGGUUGUUGAGGGAUGACAAGAGAAAGUAAUCGGAUCCGAUCGAAAGUAAAAUCAUAAGAGUCAGUCUUAGAAAGUCACGCCUAGAGUUCGGAAGUAGAUUGUAAAGUGUAUUGAUGUUAGAAAAAAAAUAAAGUUUUCUUUUUUAUUUUUACCUCAAAUUCCUUUUCUUAUUUUGUUAUUUUACGUGACAUUUUGGCGAUCCUGCCAGGAUAGUGAAAAGUGUUUGUUCGGAAACCAAAAGACAUUCAUCAUCUACGGAAGAUCGAAUUAUUUGGGACUACGGUCAUCCGCAACAACAAAGUAACUAUCACGAACCAAGUGAAGUAACAAUAAAAGGUAAACUGAAUUCCUUUGUACGUUACCGUGAAAGAAAAUUUAGCUUCAGUAGCCAAGACUCGUCUUCGUCUGAAAAUUAUAAAUCAGCGCAAUAAUGUCUAAGGCAAACGAAUCUCAAACUUCAACCUCAACUGACCCAAUGUUGCGAGCAAUAUGGGACAGUAUUCAAAAACAGAACGAGAACAUUGCCCUUUUACGAGAGGAAAUGUUACGUUUGUCUAUGCAAAAUGACGAAGAGAACAGACACAGGGCAGCAGAAAUCGAGAAUCUCGGGAAAACCGUCGCAGCGCUACGGACUGGGUUCGGAUCCCCUGCGACCGAUGAAUUUGCUUCCAUUAUCACCGAAGACAUUGAAAGUGCGUCGACAGCAAUCAAUCGCACCGUGAAUAUGGCAAAAGCACGCAAACUGUCAGGGUUAGCAGCUCCAGACACCCCACCUGUCCACCUCGACAUCGAACAACCCGAGGUGGAAGAAAGAGGCUAUUUUCCGCCCGCUCCUCCCUCUCUACGAGCUAAGGAUGCAAUACGCUACAUCCCAACGCUCAACGGAGAUGAUGAUGUAGGAGUUGAAGACUUCAUCAAAGAAGUGAGAAGUAUGAAGGAUCGCUGUAUGGAGCAAGAUCUAUUGCUAAAAGCAAUAAAAGUGGAAAAAAUCGUGGGGAAAGCAGCCCAAAGUAUUCGCAACAUUCCUAUUGAGUGUUACGGUGAUCUGUACGACGCACUGAGAAAUAACUUAGCAGCACAAGUGACUUCGGAUGAGUACCAAGAACAAUUACGAGAGUUGAGACAGGGACGCGAGGAAUCAGUGCAAAGUUUUAAUAUUCGGUUUAGAAGAAUACUCAACCGUUUGCUGUACGCAGUAACCAAUGAGUACCCACAACCACUAACACGUAAAAUUAUGACUGAAGAAAUCACGAAGAAGACUGUUCGUGUGUACCUAAAGGGACUCAGACGCGACAUAGGGCGAAUACUAUUAAGCAAUGAACCCUUGAAUCUUCCGGAAGCUGAAAAAAAGGCAGCCGAUGUAGAACGCUACUUGCGAGAAGAACGACAACCUAAUUGGUCAUGUAAUCGCUUACCUUCGGUUAGUAAUCGCCCCGACAACCAGCAUAUGCAGGUAAGACGAUCUAAUGUACCAUCAAGAUCGCCUAACACGCCAAUAGCUCAGAAACCUGCUACAUUUAACCAAGUAGAAAAUAGAUCACCUGCUGAACGCGCGCAGAUGAAGUGCUUCAAGUGCGGAAAGCUGGGACACAUUGCCAACAAGUGUCAAAAUUUUCUACCACCGAGCCAGCGCGAUCGACCACCCGCAAGGAUUCAGGCAGUCUAG